AAUUGAUAUCUCUCUGAACAGGUUACUGGAGAUAUUUACUUCAGGAGGGUUGAAGUGGAAGAAUCAUGUCAUACUCUGUCCAAAAGUCAAGUCUUUGGCAGUUCAGUUCUGGCCAAGGGAGAGGGGGAUCCAUAAGAAAAAAGCAUGGUCCUGGUGGUACCUCAGGCGGAGUCUUCAGUGGUACCUUUGGUGGAUAUACUUUUGGUGGAAGGGAAAAUGGGCUUCUCUCUGGCAAUGAAAAGGGCACCAUGCAAAAUCUGAAUGACCGCCUGGCAAUCUAUCUAGAUAAGGUUCGAGCUUUAGAGGAAGCAAACACUGAACUUGAAUAUAAAAUUAAAGAAUGGUAUAAGAAAUUUGGACCUGGCAGUACCAGUCAUGGAGAAAAUCGGGACUACUCUGAAUAUUACCAAAUAAUUGAAGAACUCAAACAAAAGAUCUUGGAUUCAUCUUUGAGCAAUACUGACAUCAUGCUCCAGGUUGAUAAUGUGAGACUAGCGGCUGAUGACUUCAGACUAAAGUAUGAGACUGAACUGGCCCUCCGCCAGAGUGUGGAAUCUGAUAUCAAUGGUCUACGAAGAGUCUUGGAUGACCUGACUUUGGCCAAGACAGACCUAGAGAUGCAAAUUGAAACCCUGUCAGAGGAAGUGGCUUAUCUCAAGAAGAACCAUGCAGAGGAAAUGAAAGGUCUACAAAAAGCUACAAGUUCGGACGUGAACGUGGAAAUGAAUGCUGCUCCUGGGACAGAUCUUACCAAAUAUCUGCAUGACAUGAGAGCUCAGUAUGAAGCCCUGGCUGAGCAGAACCGCAAAGAUGUUGAAACUUGGUUCAAUGACAAGAGUGAGGUACUACAGCAGCAAAUCUCCUUUGCCAAUGAUGAAUCCAAUUCUGCCAAGACGGAGAUAUCAGAGCUGAAACGGACUUCACAAACCCUGGAAAUUGAGCUACAGUCAGCCUUAGCUCUGAAAAAAUCCCUGGAAGGUAGCUUGUCAGAGACAGAAGCAGGGUAUGGAACCCAACUCUCACACACCCAAAACCAAAUCAGUUCCUUGGAGGCCCAGCUCAUUCAGAUCAGGGAUGAAGCUGAGAACCAGAGCACAGAAUACAAGCAACUUCUCGACAUCAAGACUCGCCUGGAGAAUGAAAUCGAGACUUAUCGCCGCCUGCUAGAUGAAGAGGGAGGAGCUGGGCUUGAAAACAGAGCUAAGAAAGAAUCAACAAAAACUUUUCUCUAUAAAACCAUUGUUGAAGAGCUAGUUGAUGGAAUUGUUGUCUCAUCAAAAAUAAAAAAUGUUCAUCAGAGAUCAGCCUAACAGGUUAUCAAAGAGGCUCUGAUAAUGUUAAGAGAAAUGGAGCACAGAAAGUCUCAUUCAUAAAGAUAAAAUUCCAAGUCUUGGCAAGUCUUGAAAGGCUUGGGGGGAAAAGGGAGCUUUUCAAAUAACUC
Messenger RNA from Sarcophilus harrisii (Tasmanian devil), 1441 nucleotides. RefSeq names its product keratin, type I cytoskeletal 24-like. Gene Ontology annotation, molecular function: structural molecule activity. The transcript is spliced from 8 exons. Bases 66 to 1310 code for a protein of 414 amino acids. NCBI's taxonomy places the organism in Eukaryota, Metazoa, Chordata, Mammalia, Dasyuromorphia, Dasyuridae. The record is from RefSeq and is a predicted model, not a curated record.